This is a messenger RNA of Kogia breviceps (pygmy sperm whale), 2572 nucleotides long. NCBI's taxonomy places the organism in Eukaryota, Metazoa, Chordata, Mammalia, Artiodactyla, Physeteridae. The record is from RefSeq and is a predicted model, not a curated record.
GAGUCGUUGCGUGCGAGGGGGGCGACGUAAGGGCGCUCCGCGAGCCCGUCUCUUCUCGAAUGAAAGGAAACAACCUCCGGCGACAGAGCCCCGGUCCCAGGCGCUGCCGGAGAACCAAGACCGAGUUCUUUCUCUUUCCCCUCAUUGGCGCUUCUCCCCUGCCGUUCGCCUCUGGGCCCCGCCGCAUUUCUUGAGACAUAAAGUGGCAUUCUAAAGGCAAUUUAAAAAUCAUGUCAAGCUCAGUUGAACAGAAAAAAGGGCCUACAAGACAGCGCAAAUGUGGCUUUUGUAAGUCAAAUAGAGACAAGGAAUGUGGACAGUUACUAAUAUCUGAAAACCAGAAGGUGGCAGCACACCAUAAGUGCAUGCUCUUUUCAUCUGCUUUGGUAUCAUCACACUCUGAUAACGAAAGUCUUGGUGGAUUUUCUAUUGAAGAUGUCCAAAAGGAAAUUAAAAGAGGCACGAAGCUGAUGUGUUCUUUGUGCCAUUGUCCUGGAGCUACAAUUGGUUGUGAUGUGAAAACAUGUCACAGGACAUACCACUACCACUGUGCAUUGCAUGAUAAAGCUCAGAUACGAGAGAAACCUUCACAAGGAAUUUACAUGGUUUAUUGCCGAAAACACAAGAAAACUGCACAUAACUCUGAAGCAGCUGAUCUAGAAGAAAGUUUUAAUGAACAUGAACUGGAGCCCUCAUCACCUAAAAGUAAAAAGAAAAGUCGCAAAGGAAGGCCACGAAAAACUAAUUUUAAAGGGCUGUCGGAAGAUACCAGGUCCACAUCCUCCCAUGGAACAGAUGAAAUGGAGAGUAGUUCCUAUAGAGAUAGGUCUCCACACAGAAGCAGCCCUAGUGACACCAGGCCUAAAUGUGGAUUUUGUCAUGUAGGGGAGGAAGAAAAUGAAGCAAGAGGAAAACUGCAUAUAUUUAAUGCCAAGAAGGCAGCUGCACAUUAUAAGUGCAUGUUAUUUUCUUCUGGCACAGUCCAGCUCACAACAACAUCAAGAGCAGAAUUUGGAGAUUUUGAUAUUAAAACUGUACUUCAGGAGAUUAAGCGAGGAAAAAGAAUGAAAUGUACACUUUGCAGUCAGCCCGGUGCUACUAUUGGAUGUGAAAUAAAAGCCUGUGUUAAGACUUACCAUUACCACUGUGGAGUACAAGACAAAGCUAAAUACAUUGAAAACAUGUCACGAGGAAUUUACAAACUAUAUUGUAAAAAUCAUAGUGGAAAUGAUGAGAGAGAUGAAGAAGAUGAGGAACGAGAGAGUAAAAGCCGGGGAAAAGUAGAAAUUGAUCAGCAACAACUAACUCAGCAGCAACUUAAUGGAAACUAGGUAUGAAAGUUAAUUAUAUUGGCUCUGUUGUCAGGAUACAGUAUACACACUGAUAAAUACAUAUUGAGGUAAUAAUGUGCAGUAUGAUUUUUUAAUGCUAUUAUGUUUAGUUAAGCAUGUUACUAGAAUGCUGAGGAUGUGUAGGCUUGCAUAGUUUUUUUUUCUUUUAACUAGCUGAUUUUGUAACAGUAAACACAAGCUAUCCACUUCAUCAGUAAAUGUAGUUGUAAUGUCAAACCAAUAAGAUAUUCUUGCUCCUCAAUAACAUUAUAUUAUUGUGUUCCCCUCAAGCAUCAUAUUUUACAUUUUUUUAUCAUCUUUUAAACAGGUUCAUGGGACAGAGUUAGAAAACUGGGAAUGAAUAAGACAUCCAUAACUACUAUUCUUUUUUCACUGUUUUCUAAAAUCAAAAAGGGUUUGUAACUUUUUACUGCCCAACUCUUAGAUCCUUCAUUGAACUGCCUAAAAACAUCUUGUUUGUUUUAUGAGCCUUCACUAGAUGGCAGAGUUUGACAUGUUGAUAUUACGUAGCUGUAGUUUGCAGUUUCUGGGAAGCAAUUGAAACACUAUUAACCCUGUGUAUAGUGUCAACAGUUAAAGCAGACAUUGAAAUGAAGUAAGCUAUAUUUCUGGACUGAACAAAGUUCUACUGUUUAGAGUGUCUAAGUUUGUUUAGUGGAUUCAUACUCAAGGAAAAGCAUAAGCAAAUUUCACUUUACAGUGCAAACACGCCUCUGGUGGCAGCAUAUGGGAAUUUGUGAAUUUUUUUUCCACACUCAAGUAAUGGAGGCUAGAAAUGAAGAGAACCUUCUUUUUCUCUUGGCUUCGACAGCACAUGCUAAAAAUCUCUUCCAAGAAGUGUGCUAAAGCUUUUCAUUUGGUUCCUGUUAAAGUUGUUCUCACUGACCAGCAUGGACUCAGGCAACUGGUGAUUAUAAGCUCUGAGCUCCAGUGCUUAUGGCAAAAUUCUCUUGACAGUAACCCUCUUCUCUUUUCAUGUCAUACAAAGAGCUUCUAGCAGAAUGAUUGUAUCCUUUCAAGUUUAAACUAACAUUUGGCAACAGCAAAUCAAGCCUCUUUAACCUUUAAAGGGUUACCACUUACUAAGGACUUUAGCCACCGUGUCUGAAACCCAUUCCUCUCAAGUGCUGUGUUGUUGUGGAACACUUCAUAUAUUGGCCCAAAGUAUGUAAGGAGAUCUCAUGUGCUGUAGAAGUAAAAAAAAAAAAAAAAAAAAAAAA